This is a messenger RNA of Eimeria tenella, 648 nucleotides long. RefSeq names its product DNA polymerase delta subunit 4, putative. Gene Ontology annotation, molecular function: DNA-directed DNA polymerase activity. Bases 1 to 648 code for a protein of 215 amino acids. Gene Ontology annotation, cellular component: delta DNA polymerase complex. The transcript is spliced from 2 exons. The record is from RefSeq and is a predicted model, not a curated record. NCBI's taxonomy places the organism in Eukaryota, Apicomplexa, Conoidasida, Eucoccidiorida, Eimeriidae. Gene Ontology annotation, biological process: DNA synthesis involved in DNA repair; DNA-templated DNA replication.
AUGUCGCAGAAAACGCCUUUCUUGCGCAUUUCAAGUGCAGCAACAGCAGCAGCAGCAGCAGAAGUGGAAGAUGUCGACAGCCCCUGCUGCUUCCCCGAAGCUGAAAUGCGAACUCCCCGCGCGGCGCUGCGCAGCCCUUCAGAGCCCCGCACUCCUUCCAAGGACUCUGGGGGAAAGCCCUUCUCUCUGGGGUCUCCAUUGGUGACUCCGAAGCUGGACAGGAGGAAGGCGAAGCACCGUUCGGCUUCGCAGGCCGCUGCUGCUGCUGCUGCUGCUGCUGCUGCUGCAGGGGGCCCCAAGGCGGCCCCCGGGGGCCCCCCGGCGCGCGCCGCACCCAGCCUCUUCGCAGGCCCCGGGCUCCCGCAGAAAGAACUCGCAGCAGCAGCAGCAGAAGUCCGAGCAGCAAAUCCCACACUGAAGUGGUGCUCCGUCGAAGCAGACGACGGCGAACAGCUCCUCCGCCGCUUCGACAUGCAGCCCAUGUACGGCCCCUGCAUGGGCCUGAGCAGAGAAGACAGGUGGCGAAGAGCUGCGGAAAUGGGUUUGGAGCCUCCAGCUGAAGUGCUGCAGCUGCUGCAGCGUCGCCCAAAGAGCAGCAUGAGUGUCUUUGACCAGCGGCUGAAUCCUGACGAGUCCGCUUCCCUCUAG